Messenger RNA from Penicillium samsonianum, 621 nucleotides. RefSeq names its product ATG3/ATG10 family protein. The record is from RefSeq and is a predicted model, not a curated record. The transcript has 4 exons. Gene Ontology annotation, cellular component: intracellular anatomical structure. Gene Ontology annotation, biological process: protein lipidation; protein modification by small protein conjugation; macroautophagy. NCBI's taxonomy places the organism in Eukaryota, Fungi, Ascomycota, Eurotiomycetes, Eurotiales, Aspergillaceae. Bases 1 to 621 code for a protein of 206 amino acids. Gene Ontology annotation, molecular function: Atg12 transferase activity.
AUGGCUGCACUGUGCUCUACGUUUCCCUUCCUGGUGCAGUCGGAGUUUGAGGGUGCAUGUCAAGAUCUCGCCGAUCGAUGCACUUCAGCCCAAAAUAUUGGCUGGUCCGCCAUUCGACUGCUCACAAAGCCAGAUGGAACCGGCCUCAGAAUAACAAAAUGUGUCGAUGUCCCUAGCCCGCUAGAACCCCCAGCGCUGGAGGACCUUGAAGAAUCACAGGAAGACGAGGAUCCGGAAGCUCUCGUUCGCGCCAAACUCCAACCCAGCUUACAGAUCGACUAUGACAUCUUGUUGUCCCCCACAUAUCAGGUCCCCGUCUUGUACUUCAGCCUCAGGUGGCACAACCACGGCCCACUCGGACUAGACGAAGUCUACCAGUAUGUCGUGCCGGAACGGUACAGGCAAGAAUUGAAGAAUGUGGGUGUAAUGGGUGGGAUUAGUAUGGGUUACCAUCCUGACUCUGGCGCCCCAGCCUUUUUUGUCCACCCAUGCAACACCGCGGAUGCCAUGGCGAACAUUGCCGACGCACAGAGCGUCACUCCUGGGUCAUAUCUCCUCAUCUGGCUCGGCCUUGUAGGUCAUUGCGUGAACCUGCACGUCCCACACGAGCUUUUUGCUUAG